Mangifera indica (mango) is the source of this 708-nucleotide messenger RNA. Its product is annotated as calcium-binding protein CML37-like. The transcript has a single exon. The record is from RefSeq and is a predicted model, not a curated record. Gene Ontology annotation, molecular function: calcium ion binding. The coding region runs from base 170 to 592 and encodes 140 amino acids. NCBI's taxonomy places the organism in Eukaryota, Viridiplantae, Streptophyta, Magnoliopsida, Sapindales, Anacardiaceae.
GACAUAGCGCUGAGAAAAUUUUCACCGCCUUGCACCUAUAUAAAUAAAGGAUAUCAUUGUAAACCAUGCAUUUCAGGUUUCAACAACUGAAGCAUUUGAGCUAAAAUACCUCGUCUAAUAUUAAUAUAAUAGUUUUAGUUUCUUCCAUAUCUCUUUGUAUAACCAUCAAAUGUUCAGAGGUGAAGAAUACGAACGUGUUUUCCUUCUCUUUGACGAGAAUGGAGACGGGAAAAUCUCGCCAUUGGAGCUGAGCAACCGUCUAGGUUUGAUGGGUGGAGAGAUGCUGCUGAAAGAAGUAGAAAGUGCAGUGGAAUCCUUGGAUAAAGACGGAGAUGGGUUGCUGGAUUUGGAAGAUCUCGUUGGGUUGAUGGAAGGAGGAAAUGAAGAAGAGAAGUUGAAGGAUUUAAGAGAAGCUUUUGGUAUGUAUGAUGUUGACAAGUGCGGGUUUAUCAAGCCCCAAGGUCUCAAAAGAAUGCUCAGCAGACUCGGUGACUCCAGGUCCAUUGAUGAAUGUAAGGUGAUGAUCAAUAGCUUUGAUCUUAAUGGCGAUGGAGUUUUGAGCUUUGAGGAAUUUAGAGUUAUGAUGCAGUAGUGAUAAAAAAGUAUAUCAGUGUAAAUGGUCCUGCAAUUUUAUUUUCUCUUGAAAAAGAUUUCAUUGUAAUAGAAAUAUAGGAGAAAUAUAUUUUUUUAAUUAUUUUUUUAUUAAAA